GAAAGUGAAGGGAAAUGUCAGCGAUAAGUCAGAGAGCAUCAAUUUGAUGCUGUCAUAAUACGUUAUCCAAAAUUCAUGUGAUAUUUAAUGACUAUAACUCUAUUUUAUUCGCACUUCUGUCCUCCAGCCAGAUCGGCCUUGCUCAUAGCCAAAGCACUCAAGCUCAAACUGAAGAUAGAAGAGGUGGACCUUUUAUCUGAAAGUUACAAAUUAACGCCCUUCAAAAGGCAGCAUCCGGAAAAGACUGUACCAUGUUUGAAAGAUGGGAAUAAUUUCGUUUGGGACAGUCACGCCAUCGCUGGAUAUCUAGUGAAUCAAUACGGAGUGAAAAGUAACCUAAUACCUAGGAAUAUAAUACAAAAAGCCGAAGUUGAUAGAUUACUUCACUUUGAUAGCGAGUAUCUCACUCCUUUAGCGUGUGAUGCUCUCGUUCCUGUUCUGUUUCAGAGGAAUCAUCUGAUUUCGAAGUCCCUGAAGAAAUCAGUAGGUGAUGUCUAUUCUAUUCUGGAUAAGCAAUUGCAUAAUUCCAAAUGGUUGAUUGGAAAUGACAUAACAAUAGCUGAUUUAUGUUGUAUCUCAUCCAUAAGUACUUUAGACUUGGUCAUCCCCAUUGAAGAAAACUCGACGUUGUUUGGUUAUGUGAAAAAUUUCAAGGAACUACCAUAUUACCAGGAAGGUAACCAGGAGGGUUUGAACAUCAUGGCCGAGCUUGUUUUGAACAAGAUUAUAUCAUACAAAUAUGGUUAUAUCUUAUGAGGCAA
Coccinella septempunctata (seven-spotted ladybird) is the source of this 761-nucleotide messenger RNA. Its product is annotated as glutathione S-transferase 1-like. The record is from RefSeq and is a predicted model, not a curated record. NCBI's taxonomy places the organism in Eukaryota, Metazoa, Arthropoda, Insecta, Coleoptera, Coccinellidae. Gene Ontology annotation, molecular function: glutathione transferase activity. Bases 88 to 756 code for a protein of 222 amino acids. The transcript has a single exon. Gene Ontology annotation, biological process: glutathione metabolic process.